UAUUCAGUGACAAUAAUAGCUAUAUAAAUCUUAAACAACAGAGAAAUAUAUGGAGGAGAAAAUAAGUUUCUUUCCCCCACUUAGCCUUAUAUCCUUUGAAAGCCUUCUCAAUGCAUUUACAUGCAUGCAUAUAUAAUUUUGGGGUGUUUCGACAAAAGUUGAUAAUGCUGUAUGUUUUUUGCAGUUGGCUUUAAAAAAUCUUGGAUCUCUUUCAAUGGCUAACCCUUUAGUUCAAAACAUCUCAUAGUAAUAGAUAUACCAUUAACCAUUUCCCAUUGAUAGAUGGUCAUUUUGUUUCCAUUUUUUUCACUACUACAAACAAUGCUGUAGUAUUAUUGUACAUACUUUUUUGUGCAUAUAAGGAUUUCUCUACAAUACUUAUUAGUGAAACUGCUAAAUUGAAGAUUACAUCCAAUUAAUAUUUUGAUAAAUUCUGUUAAUUUCCCUUUUAAAAAUGCCGUGCCAAUUUACAUUCCUGCCAACAGUGUAUGAGAUUAGACUAUUCCUCACGUCCUCGCCAGGGAUAAAUAUUGUAAUUCUUUUUGAAAUUUAAGAUAUCACUUUCCAAGGUGGAGCAGACAAAUUAGAAGCAGGUUUGCUUUUUUUUUUUUUCUCAUUAAACUUUUUUAAUGGGUCUCAAAAUUCUGUGACAAAUUUUUGGUCAAGUUGUUUCCAUUAAAAAGUACUGAUUUAAAAAACUAAUAACUUAAAACUGCCACACUCAAAAAAGAAAACCAGUGGUCCACAAAACAUUCUCCUUUCCUUCUGAAGGUUUUACGAUGCAUUGUUUUCAUUAACCAGUCUUUUACUACUGAACUUAAAUGGCCAAUUGAAACAAACAGUUCUGAGACCGUUCUUCCACCACUGAUUAAGAGUGGGGUGGCAGGUAUUAGGGAUGAUAUUCAUUUAGCCUUCUGAGCUUUCUGGGCAGACUUGGUGACCUUGCCAGCUCCAGCAGCGGUGAAGACUGCUGCUGUUGUAAUGAGGCAGGCUUGAGUUUCUAUCUCAGUUUUGCCACUUGCUAUCUGUACUGUCACGGUGUUGUGGUUAAGUUUACCUUUGGGGCGCAGAAAAAGCAUAUUUAUGGUGAGAGUUCGGUAGCAUUUAUCAUUAUAAUAGAACUGGGAGCUAAUAUAGGCCAUUAGAUAGUUCAUUAUGCUUCCGAUUUUAUCAGGAAUUGGGUUGAUCCCACGUAUAGUCUAUUUAACAGGAUCAAAUUUUCCAAAAAGAUAAUCGGAAUACACGCCGAAAGUGUGGCAAAACAUUUUAACAGGUGUCGUCCUGAAAAAUCGGAGAUAAAGAGUGUAAAGCACUAAAUCAAGUUCGGUGUUUUCAGCGUUUAGACUCUGGAGAGUUGAAAUCCACGGUGUCUAUGACCAGAUCAUACAUCAUUCUCUGCAGCUACCUCGUCUGGGAUUACCGGCUGGAGGUUGCCUCUUUUCUGCCAGGAGACUACAGUUAGGAAGUGACUCCUGUAAGAAAAUCCGUCAGGAUUCAAUAUGGUCCUCGUCCUCGUAGGACACUCCAGGCACCUGCCUAGAGUAAGAUGGCGCUUUUCGUAAGCACCUCUCCAGGAGAGAGAUUUCAAUAACGAGAGUCACGCACUUGGAGGCCAUCUUUGCCAUUAUCCAAGAUGGUGAGCCGCGCAGCCCCAUCGUUUCCAGGUUUCAAUAUGGCUCUCCGUGUCACCGAAAAGGUUAAUCUCAGAAACUAACUUGAACUCGCGCGGAAGUGACGCAACAGAAGUUGUCGCGCUUUGCAUCUCCGCCUCCCGUGCUCCGCCUCCGGUCUUACGUUUCGCCCCCGGCAGCGCGGACAGCGGACCCAAGAUGGCGACCGAGUUGGAGUACGAGUCUGUGCUGUGUGUGAAGCCAGACGUCAGCGUCUACCGGAUUCCGCCCCGGGCCUCCAACCGCGGUUACAGGGCCUCUGACUGGAAAUUAGACCAGCCUGAUUGGACUGGUCGCCUCCGAAUCACUUCAAGAGGGAAGACUGCCUAUAUCAAACUCGAGGAUAAAGUUUCAGGGGAGCUCUUUGCUCAGGCACCAGUAGAACAAUAUCCUGGUAUUGCUGUGGAGACAGUCACAGAUUCUAGCCGCUACUUUGUAAUCCGGAUCCAGGAUGGUACUGGGCGCAGUGCUUUCAUUGGCAUUGGCUUCACAGAUCGGGGAGAUGCCUUCGACUUUAAUGUCUCCUUGCAGGAUCACUUCAAGUGGGUAAAGCAGGAAUCUGAGAUUUCCAAGGAAUCUCAAGAAAUGGAUGCUCGUCCUAAGUUGGAUCUGGGCUUCAAGGAAGGACAAACCAUCAAGCUGAGUAUCGGGAACAUUACAAACAAGAAAGGAGGUGCUUCUAAGCCCAGGACUGCAAGGGGUGGGGGUCUGAGCUUACUCCCACCCCCGCCAGGAGGCAAAGUCACUAUUCCCCCACCAUCCUCCUCAGUUGCCAUCAGCAAUCAUGUCACCCCACCACCCAUUCCGAAAUCUAACCAUGGAGGCAGUGAUGCAGAUAUCCUUUUAGAUUUGGAUUCUCCUGCUCCUGUCACGACACCAGCACCAACUCCAGUUUCUGCAAGCAAUGACUUGUGGGGAGACUUCAGCACUGCAUCCAGCUCUGUUCCAAACCAGGCACCACAGCCAUCCAACUGGGUCCAGUUCUGAAUGGCAUUGGCAGGACAUUAAGGACAGACUUGAGGAAUAAAAAUGACCUUGAGGGCACCAAUCUGUGAGGGAAGUUAGGAACCCAUUUCCUCCCCAGAACCAGAAUGACUGGACAAUCUUUUUCAUAGCUUCUCCAUCACAUUCAAGCUGGUUUAUGUCACUCCCCUGUGUUGUUACUUGUACAGCCAAGAAAGUAUCUGUUAUCUCCUGCUUAGUACCAAGGUAGGGGACUAGUGGAUCUUAUCAUAGUUUUGGCUGACUAUGCAGGGCUUAAAAGGCCAGCAUCUGUUUGAGGGGGAAUGACCUCUAACAUCUGUAAAAUUUGUCUCAUCUUUUAAAUUCUUUAACUUAUUUCAAAAUCAUCUCAUGACCCUUGUGUGCCUCUUUGUGAAGCCCUAUUUAGCAAUUUCAGGGGAGUCAAAAACCUUGCCACUUCCUUCUCCACUAACCCAGGACUAAAAAUGGACAGGCUGACCUCAGUGUUUACAAAUUCAGAAUUUUGAUAGGGGUAGAUAUGGAGAAAGACCUAUUUCCUGGGUCUCUGCUGUGUAGUCUCCUUCAGGCUUAUUGUACUCAGUGAACAUCCAGUGCUGGGUGCAGCUCCAUCACCCUCUUGUGUGUUUACAUGUCUCUUUCUAUGAUAAGAGGGUUGUGUUGGUGGCACCUCCACUACUCUUUUCUGUUUGUUGAGUUUGAAUUGUGUAACAUCUUUGAUCAGUGGGUGUCUCUGUAAUGAAGGAGGUUCAAGAGGCUGUGCUUUCCAAGUGAUAGUCUAUAGGAGUGUUUAAUUUCUUGCAGCUCCAUCUGGUUGCUGCAUUUGAAGCAUGGCAUUAAUUUGUAUUUGCCCUGUUCUUUGACCUAAAGUUGAAGGGUUUAGAGUUUUUAACCUGAUCUGUAGAGCAGAGAGGUUGAAAGCACUUAACUCUUGUUUAGUAUCCUCAUUGCCUUGCUGCCUGGGUAUCUGGCCCCUUUCCGUAAACAUUUCUUUUCAGUUCAUGUAGUUCUUUAAUAGAAAGCUGCUGUUAUGUAUAUUGUCAUUUGUGAAGGAAGUUGGAGAGUCACAGCUUUACUGUGACAGGUUUUGCCCAAGGCUUUGAUACCUGUCACCCAGGGUAUCUUAAAAGCAAGUUGUUCUCCCACUACUUUCCUUUCCCUCUGCCCUGCCAUUCCUUUUACAAUGCUGUGAAAAAAGUUCUGCUUCUUAGGUGAAUGGGUACUUUCUAUUUUGUUUCUAAACGAGCAAUUUUGAGGAUGAAAUGGGAAGAUAUCAUUGCUUCCUUUUUGCACCUGUUGGGUAUGUACACUCUGGCCGAAGGGAGUCCUUAUGUUUAGUUUCAAAAUAUAUUACUUUCCUGGAUUCUCUUCUUCACUUUUUCUGACUUUGGGUCCAUUUUCUUUUCAUUGCCUCCUUUUCCAGGCAGCUCUAUUCUUGCAGAGCCAUAGCAGGACAUAUUAAAAUUCCAAUAGAAAACACUAAAAGGAAAGUCUGUGGAAUCACUAGUGACUAAAUACUGGGAACCUAUUUUCUCAAUCUUCCUCCAUGUUGUGUUCUUUGUAUUCUCGAGAUGAUAAUAUAUUAUGUAUUUGAAUUCCUGAAAAAUGGAAAAUGUUUAAGAUAUAUGUAUAUAAAGCGUAUGCUGUAUUGGUGCAAUAAUGGUAAUUAAAAAUAUGAAAAAAGUG
Molecule: messenger RNA, 4337 nt
Organism: Gorilla gorilla gorilla (western lowland gorilla)
Lineage: Eukaryota; Metazoa; Chordata; Mammalia; Primates; Hominidae
Gene: NECAP1
Product: NECAP endocytosis associated 1
Exons: 8
Coding region: 1830-2657 (275 amino acids)
Biological process (GO): endocytosis
Cellular component (GO): clathrin vesicle coat; membrane
Source: RefSeq, a predicted model, not a curated record